Messenger RNA from Scomber scombrus (Atlantic mackerel), 2943 nucleotides. RefSeq names its product caspase-6-like. Bases 58 to 963 code for a protein of 301 amino acids. NCBI's taxonomy places the organism in Eukaryota, Metazoa, Chordata, Actinopteri, Scombriformes, Scombridae. Gene Ontology annotation, cellular component: cytoplasm. The record is from RefSeq and is a predicted model, not a curated record. Gene Ontology annotation, biological process: apoptotic process; proteolysis. The transcript has 8 exons.
GACAAAGCAGAUUCAUUUUUUCAGUGGUGUCGGUCUGUCAAGUAACAACCUGUGGACAUGUCUAACACGACAGAAGACAGCUGUGCAGCAAGUGUUGCUAAAGGCAACAAGACAGCCACAGUCAAGGCGGAAUGCAGUGAGAACCGAACAGAGGUUGAUGCCUUCAUUGGGCAGUUAUCUUUGGAUCCUGCAGAGGAGUACAAGACGAACAACAAACGUCGAGGUCUCGCUCUUAUCUUUAAUCAGGAGCGCUUCUUCUGGCGUCUUGGGAUGUCAGACAGGCAUGGGACCAACGCUGACCGCUACAACUUGGAGAGAAGAUUAAAGGAGCUAAACUUUGAUGUGAAUGUUUAUGAAAACUACAAACAGGAGGAAGUCUGGAAUAAAAUCUAUGAAGCCUCAGAAGCCGACCAUUCAGAUGCAGACUGCUUUUUACUCAUCUUCUUGAGCCACGGCGAACAAGACCAUGUUUUCGCCUAUGAUGGCAAGAUCUCCAUCCCAGAUAUCACGUCUAUGUUCAAAGGAGACAAGUGUAAGAGCCUUGUAGGAAAGCCAAAGAUCUUUGUAUUACAGGCAUGCCGCGGAGACAAGCAUGAUGACCCAGUGACGCCCGCCUGUGAUGAUGUUGACAGUGAGUUGAAGACAAAUGAGGUGGUGGUGGAUGCCAGUGCCAUCCAUACCCUCCCUGCUGGAGCUGAUUUCAUCAUGUGCUAUUCAGUGGCUGAAGGCUACUAUUCCCACCGGGAGACCAUCAAUGGCUCCUGGUACAUUCAGGAUCUGUGUGACGUGCUUCAUAAGUUUGGGAGUUCCCUUGAAUUUACAGAAUUGCUCACACUGGUCAACAGGAAAGUGUCAAUGAGGAGUGUUGGCAAUUGUAACGACCGGAGUGCAAUUGGAAAGAAGCAAGUACCUUGCUUUGCUUCAAUGCUUACAAAGAAACUUUACUUCAGACAAAAAAAGUAACUCUUUCAGACCUCAGUCCUUAGAUGAGCUGGUUUUAUGUACUUGGGAAACAGGGACUCCUAAAGGGAGAUUUUGAAAAAUAGUUUCUUUUUUUCCUAGUCCUCAAAUGUGUGUUACUCAUGAACACUAUAAUUUUACAUAUGCAUUGAAUAAUCAUCAAAACGGCAGCCUUAAUAUUUGCAAUAAAUCUGUGGUUAUAAAAUAAAAGGGACAACCUGUAUUCACAUGUAAUGAAGAAAUGUGACUGUUCCUGGCUUCAGGCAGUUACUCUCUAAAACCUCAUGUAAUCCAAAACCCUGUUUCCAUUUGUCAUGUUAAAUUUAUUUUGGAGAAACCAGAUUUUUUUUUGGCCAAGCAAUACCUUAAUGAUCUUUAAUGAGUCUUUUUUUUCCUCAAGUUUAGGCAUUUUUUGCAUGACAGAUAAUACGAUCAGGGAAAUUAACUGAAGUAGUUAAAGGUAUCUAUUUAUUUGAGCUGCCUCAACCUGAUUUUUCAUAGUCAUACUGUUUCUUGUGUGAAUGUAAUCAGACGUUAUAAUGCAAUUCAAUACAACAGCCCAGAAGUAACUCAAAGUUAGACAAGUAAAUAGGAUGGUCAGUAUCAGCUCAUUACAGCUAUAUGUAUGUAUUUACUUCUGUUAUGUGAAAAAUGGUACAAAUCAUUUGAGGUACUUUAGAAACAGUGUCAUUAUAAUUUGCCUUGUUUAUAAUAGUCAGUACUGUUCAUAGAGAACCAUAUGUGAUGACAUAGUCUAUCAAAACAACUCAACUAAUCUUUACAAUGUAAAAUAUACUGCCCCUAACAUAGCAAAAACAUUUUUAAAAAAUACAAAAAAAGGUUGUUGAUCAUCUCAUUCAACAACAUAAAAGUUACUUUACUUGACAGUCAGCCAUUAUCCUUGAGGGAAAAUGUGCAGCGGGGCCAUUUCACACAGCAAAUUCUUUAUAUUUAAUGAGUGUUAAAUAUAUAAACUAUUACUUAAGCAAUCUACUGACUAAAUUGAUCAUGAGUGGUUUAGCAUUCCAGCUAAACAAUGCAACAAUUAAUGCAUAUCACAAACACACAGGCCAAUAUUUGUUUUUGUUUUAAAAGUUUGCAUAUAGGCAUAAUUGACUGCCAAAAAAAUGAAAUAAUAUGAUUGACAGAUGUUGACUAUAAUUUACAUCAUUGUAUUGGAUUGCAGUGUGUGAUAAGAUGUUUUUGUUAUUGUGUCCCACCACUGCAGAUCACUACGCAUUUUGCACUUUCAUGCAAUUGCUUUUUAACCAAAGGAUUAUCAUGGACCUCAUUCUGUGUUUGCUACCUUUCAUGACUUUAUCUUUUUUUUCUUUUCUUGUUUAAUCCAGUUAAAACUACUGUUGUACCACGCAAAUCACAAAUGUUUUCUUGUUUUGCCAUUGACUUUUUCUUCUUUGCAAUCUAAGACGACACUUGACAUUUCCUGGUGACCUUGUCAGGCGAGUCUGUCUUGGUUGUAAAAUCAGAUGUAGAUGUGUCUACAAGCCAGACAAAUAUUUUCCAAUGUAUUUUGCGAGGCGGGUGACAUAACAGCACGACAACCAGGUCACAGCACCUCUAAUGAUUUUGUUUCUAUCAGGGUUUAAUACUCUUUCUUUCUAUAUAAACACUAACGAUCAAGUAUCUCUCACAACAGAUAAUUCAGGCACAUGCUGUUUGUCUUCAGGCUCGCUCCAUCAAAAAGGGAAUUCAUGUUUGUGCUGUUCUUUGUGUUGUAGCAGUUUACAGUACUAAAUUUAAAAAUGCAUAUUUGCACCCAAAACGGCAACAAACACCAGUGUGGAAAGUACCUCAGGGAGGGGGGGGGGUGUCUUUUUUAAACAUGUACUGUAGACCUAAAACACUUAUAAGCUGUGUCACAUGAUUCAUGACUCAGGAAAAAGAAAAGCUACCAGCAUACACUGAUCCUGUAUUUUUGUGAUCAUACUGUUGUCUUUGUACAAUAAAAUCUUUGUGAUAUUU